AUGUAUCGUUCACUCUACUCAGUUAUGAAUCACAUUUACGUUUUCUACAAAAAGGAUUUGGAAGCCAUUGGCAUGGAUGAAAAUUCCCAAAUAACCAUUAUUUACGAAAUACAUCGACCUAUCAAUGAUAACUUGACACCAUUUUUCGAUUUAUUCAACUACAAAGAUGGCGAGGUUACACCAAGGAGAGGGAGACCAAGAAGAACGAGUGCAACACCUAGACGGACCCCAUAUAAUAGAGAUCGAUUACGAAAUUUUCAACGAAAUCAGCGGGAUAUUAGUGCAUCCGGAUCAAGUCCAACUGACGCACUUUGUAUUGGCAUUGCCCAUCAUCAAAAUAUUUCAGAUUCUUUAACUUCAAAUUUAGAAUCUGCUUAUUUAGUUUGUGGUCAUUGUAAAGCUAAAGUUUUUGAACAUGAGAAACAGCGUGGGGACUCUUUCAGUAUCUGUUGUCAGAAAGGGAAAAUUAUGCUCCCAACUCCACAAUAUCCUGAUUUAUUCAAGGCCCUUCUAACAAAACAGCAUCCACAAUCUGAUCAUUUCGUGAAGCUUAUUCGUCAAUAUAAUUGUGCAUUUUCUUUUGUCACUUUUGGUGCCAAAAUUAAUGUUCCACAAGGUCAUGGUAAUUAUUUUUUCAAGAUUUGUGGCAAUAUUUAUCAUUAUAUCAAUCCAUUAGACUCAACAGCUAUUGGUGGGCAGCUCUAUCUUUUAGAACAAAGUGAAGCAAAUAGAAUCCGUUUAUUACACAACGCCAAUCUAUCUUUAAAUCCCUCUUUGAUGCAUGAUAUUGCAAACUACUUACAAACUAAUAAUCCUUACGCUAUUAGUUAUAAAAAUAUGCGCCAGAUUCAGUUAGAAGAGCAGAUAUUAGCCAGAAGAAAUCGAAGACGAGCAAUUGAGUAUGGGUUACAGUUUUUUAAUGAUCCAGUUAAUAGUGCUAACAGAGGCAAUGUCCCUUUAGUCUCAGAAAUCGCCGCUGUGUUCGAAACUGAAGAUGGUGCUCCUCCAUCCAACAUCAGCGUCAGAGUGUAUCCAAGACAAACAAAUUUUUCCAAUACAAUUUCAUAUGUAAGUCCACAUUUGGAUCCAAUGGCCUAUCCUAUUCUUUUCCCUAAUGGUGAACAGGGUUGGAGAUGUGGUUUACCUCAUCAAAGUGAAUUCGCUACUGCUGUGCUCAAAACGAUAUCUGUCAGACAGUUUUAUUGCUAUAGAUUAUUCGACAGACAGGAUGCAUUCAAUCCUGUAAUCCACGCAGGGAAACUGACACAGCAAUAUAUUGUUGAACUAUACACUAGAGUUGAAUCUGCGCGAUUGAAAUGGAUUCGAGAUAACCAAAGCAAACUUCGAACUGAUACUUAUGCUGGACUACUUGAUGUCCUGAAUUCAAGAUCAGAGACUGACGGGAUAAGAGCAGGAAAAUUGGUUAUUUUGCCAAGUUCUUUUUCGGGUAGUCCUAGAAACAUGCAAUUAAAAUAUCAGGAUGCAAUGGCGGUUGUUCGUCAUUGUGGGAAACCGGAUUACUUUAUUACGAUGACAUGUAAUCCGAAAUGGACAGAGAUACUCGAAUCACGUUCUCCAUUUGAUGAAAUUGCAAACAGAGCAGACAUUGUAGUUAGAGUUUUUGAAGGUAAAAUUCAACAACUUAAAGAAUUAUUAGUGACUCAAAAAAUAUUUGGUUCUGUUAUCAGUCUUAUUUAUGUUAUCGAGUUUCAAAAGAGAGGUUUACCUCAUGCACACAUAUUAUUGAAAGUUUCUGACGAGUACAAGCCUAGAGACUCAGAUAUUAUUGAUAAAGUUGUUUCAGCUGAGAUUCCAUCGCAAGCGGAUGAUCCAAUAUUGCACUCAUUAGUUACUAAACAUAUGAUUCAUGGUCCGUGUGGACAACAUAAUCCCAACAGUCCAUGCAUGCUUAACGGUAACUGUUCAAAAGGGUUUCCAAAACCUUUCCAGUCAGAAACAAUUCUGAAUGAAAACGGCUACCAUGUUUAUCAAAGAAGAGAUAAUGGUAUUACAAUAUCUUUGAGAAAUGGAAGUGUAACUGUUGAUAAUUCUUUUGUCGUUCCAUACAAUAAGUUUCUAUUGAAAUAUUUCCAAUGCCACAUAAAUGUGGAGAUUUGUUCCACAGUAAAAGCUGUCAAGUAUCUUCAUAAGUAUUUAUACAAAGGCUACGAUCUCGCCAGUUUGAAAGUGGUUGAGAGACGAGAUGGAGAGGAGCUAGACUACGACGAAGUAACGCAUUAUAUAAAUAGCAGAUAUGUUGGUCCAACUGAGGCUGCUCAUAGACUAUUUUCCUUUCCCAUGCAUUAUAAUUCACAUCCUGUUGAAAAUCUACCUGUACAUCUCCCAUCUCAAAACUUCGUUCAAUUUAAUGAGAAUAAUGCACUAGCAGCAGCCGCAGCUUUAGCUCUUAAGCACACCAAAUUAACAGCUUGGUUUGAGUUUAACAAAAGUUCAAGUCAUUUUCACCUUUAUCAUGAAAUGCCAUUGCAUUGUUGUUUCAAAAAAAAUACAACAACAUGGACGCCUCGAUUGAACAAAAGUAAUACCAUCGGAAGAUUACAGAUUGUAUCACCGAGACAACCAGAAAGAUUCGCGUUGCGCUUGCUAUUAUUGAGAAUUUCAGACGCUAAAUGUUUUGAAGAUUUAAGAAAAUACAACGGAAUUAUUUACUCAACUUUCACUGAAGCGGCAAGAGCUAGAGGUUUAAUAGAAGAUGACAGUGAAUGGGAUGCUUGCUUGACAGAACUUUCUCAAUUUGCAUUUCCAUCUCAUAUUCGAGAAACUUUUGCUUACAUCCUUAUAUUUGCAUGUCCAGCAAAUGCUAUGCCUCUAUUUGAAAAGUUCAAAAAUAGCCUUUCUGAGGACUAUCUUCGUGAUUUUCCGCAAGACAUAGCUUACCGAAAAACUCUUGAAGACCUGCAACAGAUAUUGGAUGUUCACAAAAAGAAACUCUCAGAUUAUGGCUUUGAUAAUGUAAUUGUUAAUCCUCCUUUGUAUCCUACUAUAAGUGAUAAUCAAAUAGCAGACUGUCAUCAAUGCUUUCAAUCUGAUUAUUCACGGGCAAAUUCAGAACAAAAGUUCAUACUUGAUCGAAUAAGAAAUGCAGUCAAUGAUCCAUUCACAUGUGAAAAUGUAUUUUUCAUUUAUGGCCCUGGAGGUACUGGAAAAACAUAUAUUUACAAUUGCUUAAUUAAUUGGUUGAUUGGUGAAAAUCGUGUAGUAAUACCAGUAGCUUGGACUGGAAUGGCUGCUAUACUUUUAAAGAAUGGAAGAACUGCACAUAAUCGCUUUGGUUUACCUUUAGAGUUUAACGAAUGUUCAGUUUCAUCAAUUGUAGCACAGAGUCCUGAAGCUGAAUUAUUGAAAAAAACAUCUUUGUUCAUUUGGGAUGAAGCAUCAAUGAUCCCAAAUCAUGCGUUACGAGUAGUCAAUACACUUCUUCAGGAUAUAAUGCGAAUCAAUUUACCUUUUGGUGGCAAAAUAUUUGUAUUUGGUGGUGAUUUUCGUCAAAUAUUACCAGUUGUAAGUUAUGGAGGGAGAAAAGAAACAGUUAAUAAUUGUAUUAAGCGUUCACCACUGUGGCAACAUUUCAGCGUUUUGCGUUUGAGAACAAACAUGAGAGCUAAUUCCGCCUCUGAUGAUUUCAAGAAGUUUUUAUUACGAAUAGGAGAAGGAACUUACCCCAGCCAACCUUUAACGAAUAUUAUUUCUCUACCUCGAUCAUACAUACUUGGUUCUGAAGAAGAUAUUGUUUCUAAAAUUUUCGGGCAAAACAGUAACCAACUAACGGCCAAUUAUCGCGCAUUUGCCAAAUCUGCUAUUCUUUGCCCAAAAAAUAUUCAUUGCGACGAGAUAAAUGAUAGAAUUAUCAAUAUAAUUGAUGGAUCUGAAAGAAUAUAUUUGUCAGUAAAUUCAAUUGUAGAUGAUGAAACAGAAAUAUCAUCACAAUAUCCAAUGGAAUUUUUAGAUGCACAAAACUUUGCAGGUCUUCCUCCACAUUCAUUAAGACUUAAAAUAGGUGCGAUUGUGAUGUUGCUAAGAAAUUUGAAUUUAAAAGUAGGACUCACUAAUGGGGUAAGAAUGUGUGUAAAAGCAAUGUAUGACAAUGCACUUAAAUUAGAAGUUAUAACUGGAACUGAUACAGGCUCUAUUGUCUAUCUCCCGAGAAUCGAUUUGACACCAUCUGAUACUAAAUUACCGUUCAGGAUGAAACGUAGACAAUUUCCCAUCAAGCUAGCCUUUGCGAUCACUAUAAAUAAAUCACAAGGCCAAACGCUUGAUAAAGUUGGGUUAUAUUUACCGGAACCUGUUUUCUCCCAUGGCCAACUUUAUGUUGCGUUAUCACGCGUGUCACUAGGAUCAAAUCUAUUCAUACAACUACCAAACAGAGGAAAUGAUUUACCCGUUUCAAACAAAACAGUAAACAUUGUUUAUAAAGAAGUUUUGUAA
Molecule: messenger RNA, 4449 nt
Organism: Tetranychus urticae (two-spotted spider mite)
Lineage: Eukaryota; Metazoa; Arthropoda; Arachnida; Trombidiformes; Tetranychidae
Source: RefSeq, a predicted model, not a curated record